CAACUGAAGCAGCAGCGAGACAAACUGCGGCAGUACCAGAAGCGGAUAAGCCUGAACCUGGAGAGGGAGCGAGCGCUGGCCCGGGAGCUGCUGAGGGACGGCAAAAAAGAAAAAGCCAUGCUCUUGCUAAAGAAGAAGCGUUACCAAGAGCAACUUCUAGAUAAAACGGAAAACCAAAUCAGCAACUUGGAGCGGAUGGUCCAGGAUAUCGAAUUCACCCAGAUUGAAAUGAAGGUCAUUGAGGGCUUGAAAAUAGGCAACGAAUGCCUGAACAAAAUGCACCAGGUUAUGUCAAUAGAAGAAGUAGAAAGAAUAAUGGGUGAAACCCAAGAUGCUGUGGAGUAUCAGAGGCAAAUAGAUGAGAUACUGGCUGGCAGCCUGACUGAGGAAGAUGAAGAUGCCAUUCUAGAAGAAUUAAAUGCUAUUACUCAGGAACAGAUGGAGCUUCCGGAAGUUCCUUCUGAGCCACUCCCAGAAAAGAUCCCAGAAGCGUCACCCGUCAAGAACAGGCCAAAACCAGAACUGGUGGCAGCAUCUUAACUCCCACUUCUGGGGAUUCCCCCACAUAACUUUCACCCAGGACAGUUUGCCAUCCCAGCGUGUGCUGGGACCGAGCAAUGCCUCGGCAGCAUCCCAGCUGUGCUGGGCGGAUCGUGGAGCAGGAUUCCCUGUGCAGGGUGGGGAACCUCAGCUGAUUAUUGCUCUUGUAUCAAGAUUAUUUUCUAGUGCUUUCUUUUUUUUGUAACUUAAAUUCUGAACUCACUCAGCUGCGCUGUCUCGGGAUUAAACAACAACUCUAAA
This is a messenger RNA of Pelecanus crispus (Dalmatian pelican), 801 nucleotides long. The record is from RefSeq and is a predicted model, not a curated record. Lineage: Eukaryota; Metazoa; Chordata; Aves; Pelecaniformes; Pelecanidae.